UGCCAGUCUUUGGUGAUAAACUGAUAAUUCAUGUACUUGAUAUUGUAUUGCGUAAUCGUUUAGUUUGUUGAUUUACAGUUUGUCGAUCUUGUUCUGGAGUUUUUCUGCACCUCACAAAUUAAUUCUGAUUAUGCGAAAAGGCUUCGCGGGCGCCAUGCCACCGGCUGGCACGCCUUCGACAUCUUCAGGCGCCGCUGCCAGCAGCGACCAUCCCGAAGAACUCGGAUUUGGUCGCUAUCCUAACGUUAACCAAUUUGUCCGGAGUCUUCGGAAGAAGCUAACUGGCAUCGUGGAGGCCUCGCAGACGAUUCCCCAAGGCGAAAUGAACUAUUUAAUCUGCAGUACUUAUCCCGACUUCGAGGAACGCGCAUCAGCGGCCACCAUUCACAUAGCGCAGAUGUUGAAGAAGCUGUCAAUAUACCAUGGCGUGCCUUCCGUCACCCAUCGCUUGUUCGACAGUCCCUCGAAUAAAGCCUCGGUUCUUCAAGGCAUUCAGGAAACCACCAAGCAGUUCAAAGAACGGAUGGAUCUGACGAUGGAUGAGUUAGCCCGGGUGAAAGAGGAAAACGCUUCCGUUAGCGAACAAGCAUCGGCCAAAUUUCCGGUUGCUGGUGCUUUGCUAAAAGGAAAUCAGAAAUUCCCAACCAAAACUCCCAGUGUGCCUCGGCCGCAAGUUGUCCACGGCUGGAUUAUUGACAACAGCGAUAAACCCUUUGUGCCUAAACUGCAAACGAAACACAACGCCUUGCGCUCCCUAGAUUAUUCUAUGAAAGGCUGGAGGGACGGUGGUGAAGCCCCGCAUCCGUACGAAUUUGAAUUGGAUGUCUUCCAACCGGGACCAAAUGCGCAGAUUAUGAAAGAGCCACAGUCAGCGCCUUCGCCGGACGAUACUCCGUUUGUGUAUGUUGAUACCACCGAAGCACUCUACGGAAUGUUGAAGGAACUGCGAUCUGUAAAGGAAAUUGCCGCUGACCUGGAGCAUCAUUCCUAUCGCACAUAUCUCGGUAUCACUUGCUUAGUCCAGAUUUCUUCUCGAUCAAAGGACUACAUCAUUGAUGCCAUUGCCAUUCGGAAUCACAUGCAUGAACUGAAUGACAUUUUCACUAAUUCGGAAAUUCUGAAGGUAUUUCACGGUGCUGAUUCUGAUGUGCUGUGGUUGCAACGCGAUUUCGGGAUCUACGUGGUCAAUAUGUUCGAUACCGGUCAAGCUGCGCGUGCAUUAGGGUUUUCGAGAUAUUCUUUGUCGCAUUUGAUGUCCCGGUAUCUCGGCAAAACUGUGGAUAAAACUCAUCAGUUGUCCGACUGGAGAAUACGGGCUCUUCCAGAUGACAUGCUGGAGUACGCACGUUCUGACACCCAUGAUUUGCUUUAUAUCUAUGACUGUAUUCGUAAUGAGUUACUGACAAAAGAUCCCAGUAAGCGAAUGUUACUUGAUGUCUACAGCAAAAGUAAAGAGAUCUGCCUAAAGCGCUAUGAGAAAACCAAGUUGGAUGAGAACGAUUUUGCCUUGGUCAUGUGGAAGUUUGCCAAAAAUUUCUCUGAACAGCAAAAAUUUGCACUGAAACGAAUAUUGGAGUGGCGUGAUCAGGUGGCACGGGAUGUGGACGAAAGUUUGGGGUACGUCCUUCCAACCAAAGCCUGCAUUGACAUCGCCGAAAGCUUACCGAAAUCUUCCGAAGAUCUGGUGCGCUGUGUGGAAUUUGUCCCGCCAGUGCUAAAGCAGCGCAUGCAGCAUAUUCUUAAUAUUGCAAAAGAUGCCAGGAAUUUCACCGGUGUGGUGCCUAUGCCAGUCGGCGCCCAGGUACGAAUGGAGGAGCAACCCGAGGAAGUUAUAGAACGACCUGUUUCCAGACCUUUAACGGUUACUGAAUUCGCCCGGCUGCAUUUGGACGAACAGCCAUCACUGAGAGAUUUGGAGUUGAUAUAUGAUUGCAGAACACCGAAAGUAGUGCAUAAUCCGGAAUGGGAUCUAUUCCGGCAGAUAUGGGAAUACUCACUGACUGUCAAAGCGACGGAGAAAGUCGACACGCAACCCGCUGAACCUUCGGUCCUUUAUGUGCCGGCCUCAACGCCCAAACCGCUGCCUGUCAUUGACGUGGCGGAUAUUGCUUCAAAGAAAAAGGACAAACGCCUCCGCCACAUCGAUCAGGCUGCUGUCGACGUUAUCGCUCAAACAGGAAAACUGACCGUUGCCCAAGGAGAUGAGCCAGUUAUUGUGGCGGAAGUGAAGAAGCCGGCCACGGCAGCGCAAAAGCCGCGAGUUGAGAAGCGUAAAUCUCCUUUGAUUGUGCACCCUGCCGACGCCGAUGAAUUGGCGAGCAAACGUGUGGCAUUUGAUUAUCAGAAUGCGGAUUAUUCCAAGUUCACUCUGCCCGCUAAACCGACGGGAAAAGAGCAGAAAGUGAACCGGCAGGGCGGCGGAGUGCGGGAUCCAAACAAGUCUUUCAACAAACAGAGGAAUAUCAGCUCAACUUUCCCGGCCAAGAUGUCUUCUAGAGGAGGAUUUCGCAAACCUGAAUAAGCAAAAUGUUUUGUUCCGGUUCGAAGUUUGUUGUUCGUAGUAAAUUUUGCUGCUGAAAUUUUAUUUUUAUGACGAAGUUUCAUGGUAGGGAGAAAUUGCUGACAUUUUGUGGACUGACGUGCACAUUGUUGCUGGUAUGGUUUUGUUAAAGGGAAGUGGAAAAAUUAAUAAAAGAA
Molecule: messenger RNA, 2697 nt
Organism: Paramacrobiotus metropolitanus
Lineage: Eukaryota; Metazoa; Tardigrada; Eutardigrada; Parachela; Macrobiotidae
Product: exosome component 10-like
Exons: 11
Coding region: 131-2521 (796 amino acids)
Biological process (GO): TRAMP-dependent tRNA surveillance pathway; nuclear polyadenylation-dependent antisense transcript catabolic process; exonucleolytic trimming to generate mature 3'-end of 5.8S rRNA from tricistronic rRNA transcript (SSU-rRNA, 5.8S rRNA, LSU-rRNA)
Cellular component (GO): nucleolus; nuclear exosome (RNase complex)
Molecular function (GO): nucleic acid binding; nucleotide binding; 3'-5'-RNA exonuclease activity
Source: RefSeq, a predicted model, not a curated record